GACUCUGUAACUGUAUGGGCCGACUGUUCCCUUUUAUCGUCCAUCUAUCUCUCUCAAUGCUAGCCAACCAUUUUGUUCUCCACCUUAUCCACUUUCAUCCCAAUACAAAUGGUGGCCCUUUGCUUCCUCCACUGCUGUUUGCAAGUUCUACAAUUCAACACAGUUUUUGGUAUUGUGCACUCCUCAGACAUGGCAACAACUGCAGCUGCUUUCACCCCUGCAAGAGUCACUGGCGCAAUGGUGAGUUUCAAUAGCAAGACCCAGAAGAGAAGGGACAAGGUGGUGUACGUAAGAGGAUUGAAUUCCUAUGGGGGUCUCAAAGCCCACAACAGUGUGGUCUAUUUAGGCAUGCCAGUCUGCACUGAGCGGUGCUUUGCAAGUGUGGUUAGUUCAAUGAAAGCUUCAUCAAAUGGGAAAGGAAGAGGUGGUGGUGCACUCUCCUCUAAGUGCAGUAAAGUAGGAGAGAUAUUUGAAAUUGCUGCCAUUAUGAAUGUCCUUGUUUUGAUUGGAGUGGCUGUUGGAUUUGUACUUCUCCGAAUUGAAGCAUUUUUUGAAGAAUCUGAGUGAGCCUUUUUGUUUAAAGCUAAGCAAGUACCUAAUGGCUAGACCAUUGUUGUUUCAUAAGUCUUUUCAUUUAAUGUAGAACUAAAUACUUUGGGAUGCAUAACCAAUGGUCUUCUUGUAUAAUUUGUACUAGAAGAUAAUAAAUUUCAUCCUUCAUUAAAAAGCAUUGCUACUUCAUAGCUAA
This is a messenger RNA of Hevea brasiliensis (rubber tree), 748 nucleotides long. RefSeq lists its product as uncharacterized. Gene Ontology annotation, cellular component: cytochrome b6f complex. The coding region runs from base 109 to 567 and encodes 152 amino acids. NCBI's taxonomy places the organism in Eukaryota, Viridiplantae, Streptophyta, Magnoliopsida, Malpighiales, Euphorbiaceae. The record is from RefSeq and is a predicted model, not a curated record. The transcript has 2 exons.